This is a messenger RNA of Naegleria gruberi, 2328 nucleotides long. RefSeq lists its product as uncharacterized. Bases 1 to 2328 code for a protein of 775 amino acids. The transcript has a single exon. NCBI's taxonomy places the organism in Eukaryota, Heterolobosea, Eutetramitea, Acrasida, Naegleriidae. The record is from RefSeq and is a predicted model, not a curated record.
AUGAAUCCACUAGAAAGUGAAUUACUCUCCAAAGCGAUUGAAUGCCUUCGGAGCAAGGUAAUCACGUUAAACAAUGAGGAAUUUAUCAAAUGUUUAGAGAAUACAGCUGAAGUUGUUGCUGAUUAUCAAAUAUUUGCAAAGACGAAACAAGAGUUAAAUAAUUUUGAUAUUAUAUUUUCUAUCAAGGACGAUGAUGAUACUAUUUGGAAAAAAUUAAUUAAAUUCAUGAUGGCUUUUCAUUUGACUUUAACUGUGAAUAAUAUUGAUAACUUUUUGGAAGUGGAAGAAGCAUUAAAAAUUGUUGAAAAGUAUUUGAAAAUUCAAGAUAUGGAUAUGGUUUCUAAUGAGAUGAUUUGUGUAGCUAACUUGCUGAUGUGGGUAUUAGGGGAUUUGAAAGACAAAUCUUUGCAAGUUUCUAAGGGUGGAUACUGUGAAAAAUUCAUUCAAUUAGUGUUGGACUAUUUCAAAUAUAUUCACCACCAAAUGAGAAAAUCCAACCAAAAUAAUCAAGAAUGGAAGCCAAGAGAAGAUAUUAUAGAGUUAUUCGCAGGAAUUUAUGAAAAUUUACCAUUCAAUCAAUGGUAUUGGCAUGAAUGGGAUCAUACAAAAGAAUUAGGAUUUGAAUUUUUGGAACUUGUAUAUGAACUUGGAGAAUAUCCUCUAUUUUCUGAUAGUGACAAUAGAAUGCAUCACUUAUGCACAUUUCUUGGCGAGGAAGCCAUUAAAAAAUUGGAAUUAUUAACUAAUCGAGAUGUAAAACAGAUUGAGAAUUUGAAACCAACAGAUAUUGUUCCUUUGGGAGAGAUUUCACAGGGAACACCUGUUUGGAAGAUUAUCUUGAAAAUAGCAAAUGCAGUAUUUGUUAUCUCAUCAAAGCCACUCUUAUCACCAUCUAUUCUUUUUGGAUCCCAAUAUAUCCAGUUAUUUUUUGAUACAUUGAAAGUUUGUCCAGCUGAAAUUGAGGAAACUAAACUGGCGAUUCAUUUAAUUGAUGCAUUAAUCAGAAUUUCAACAGUUAUUACUCCAAGCCGUAUGGACGAUGAAGUGGAAGAGGAACAUUUUACGAGAUUGGAAGAGUCAAAAAUUAUUGCAACAUUUAUUGAUUUCUAUCAUCUUGCACAAAUCUCUUUGAAGGAACCAAUUGUUAAAGCCAUAACUAUUUUAGUGCGUAAAAUGCGUUCAAUACGUGCCGAUAAUUUGGAGAAAACCUUAAAUAUAUGUAUUAACGAAGAAAAGAUAACAAAAAUGGAUGAGCUACUUCUAGUCUGCUUUUCCAUGUACGACUCUGAUAUAGCGAAUCGGACAAUACUGUCUAAACAUAUACACAAAAUGAUAGAUAAGAUUUUUGAAUUUACUGUGACAGAUAGAAAUUUUUUUUACCAGUUUACCAAGUUUGAUUUAUUCAGAAAUGCUGUAGAUGACCCCUUAUAUGAUCCAUUCUUUAAUCUGGACACAGAACGAAUUAUUUCACAAAUGAAAGGCACAUUCAAAGAUAUGAGAUCACUUGAUAAUUCACAAUAUUUGACAAUCAUGCGAUGGUAUAGUGGAUUGAUAGUAGCACUAAAAGUUGAUCCCAAACACUUUGUUCAGGAGGUUUAUGAUGAAUAUUUCUACCUUGUGGAAAAUCUACCGAAAUAUCUAAUGUACCAAACUAUACCGACUGAAAUAUUCAGAGUAGUGCUUGGGCUCUGUAUGGGCAAUAGAGAAUUUACUGAAAAAGUUAGCCAUAUAAUAUUUGAAUUAUUCUUUGAUACUAACAAGAUCGGAAAGGAGGAAAUAGUACCCCUUAUUGAAUAUUUACUAGUUAAUGAGAUUCUAACAAAACCAAAUACACCAAUUAUCAAAAAAAUCGAACAGAGAAUUCCACUUUUUAUUAAGGAAAUACGAGAAGGCAAAAUAUCAUAUUUAGUAUUGCUCUGUAUUGUUUAUCCAUACUUUCCAAACAAGAUUUUUGACCUAUUUAAUGAUGUUUUUUUCUUACAGGCUAUGAUUUCAUUCAUUGACGAGUUUAUAGAUGAUGAAGGAAAGAUGAGCGUAUUAAGAAUUAUCACAACCUCAUUAUUCCAAAUUAUGGAAGAAUUGCUUGACCAAGAGAAGUAUAAAGUCAGUGUGUUUAGUCCACCCGAAAUGUUAUACUCAAUUGAGGAGUUCCUCACUCAGAGUGGUAAUAUAAUAAUUGACUGUCAUAACAACCGAGUACGUCAGAAGUUAGAAAUAGCAAAAGUGGAGCUUGUUGGCAUGUAUUCUGUCAACAGUGAAGAAGAUGAAGAAGAUGAAGAAUAUGACUAUGAUGACGAAGACGAUGAAGAAGGUGAAGAAGAUGAUUAG